AUGGUCGAGCCGGAGCAACCUCAAGGCCGUAUCGCCGCAGACGAAGAUGUCAAUUCGGCGAUUGAUAUGCCGAUCGAGUCAACGGCAUCGUUGCGGUCUAGUAUUUUGAAAUACCAUGAAGAGAACGGGCGAACGUACCAUGCCCUGAGCUCGGGACCGACUGACAUCUUGAAGGGCGAACAAGAGCGGCUUGACAUCGUGCACCACAUCCUCCUCCUCACCUUUGAUGGGAAACUCUGCCUCAGCCCCAAGAACGAGAACGCGAAAAGUGUUCUGGAUAUGGGUACUGGAACCGGCGCAUGGGCCAUAGAUUUCGCGGAUGCACAUCCAGAAGCCCGCGUCAUUGGCGUCGAUUUAAGUCCUAUUCAGCCAACAUUCACCCCACCGAACUGCGCGUUCGAGGUCGACGACCUGGAAAAGGAAUGGACCUGGGGCCCUGGGCGGUUCGACUUGAUCUUUUGCCGCAGCUUAGCUGGAUCGUUUGCUAGCUGGCCGAAGAUCAUGCAGAAAGCAUUCAACCAUCUUGAACCAGGAGGCUAUUUCGAGAUUCACGACAAUCUCUUCCCCGUCCUAUGCGACGACGGAACCCUUCCCGUGGACUCCGCGCUUGUUAGAUGGUGUAACCUCAUGGUCGAAGGAGCCGCGAAACUGGGGCGCAGUCUUAAUGAAGCUCCCAAAUAUGCCGGCUGGCUUUCCGAAGCAGGUUUCGAAAACGUCACGACAAAGCUCUACAAGUGGCCCAUCAACCGCUGGCCCAAAGAUCCGAAAUUCAAGGAGCUCGGUGCCUGGACGUUGACGGCCAUGGACGGCGGGCUGGAAGGCCUUUGCUUGGCGGUCUUUACGCGGGCCCUGGGAUGGAUGCAGGAUGAGACCUUGGCGUUCUGCUCGGCGGUACGCCAGGAUUUGCGGAAUCCGAAGUACCAUGGUUAUUGGCAAAUUUACGUGACAUAUGGGAAAAAGCCCGAGACCGAGGCUAGUUAA
Messenger RNA from Scedosporium apiospermum, 981 nucleotides. RefSeq lists its product as uncharacterized. Gene Ontology annotation, molecular function: methyltransferase activity. The coding region runs from base 1 to 981 and encodes 326 amino acids. Lineage: Eukaryota; Fungi; Ascomycota; Sordariomycetes; Microascales; Microascaceae. The record is from RefSeq and is a predicted model, not a curated record. The transcript is spliced from 9 exons.